AAUUGUGCACCAUUGUGUGUGUGUGUGUGGUGACAGGGGGAAGUGCCAGUGUCCCUGAGACAGUCUCACUGUGUUUAUAUAUUCAUGUGGUAAAAGAGUUGAUUCUAUAUGAAUGUAGGAGUAAAUAAGUUGAAAUUCCAGGAUUUUUACGAUGACACUCUUUCACCUUCUUUGGCUUUUUCUCCUGUGGCUGAAUCCAAAUGAGUCGUUACAACAGAGCGAAGUAAAAUGUGAGCUGACGCUGCCACCAGCCACAGGAACCUUAUACGAACCUGCUAAUAGAAAUAGCUUUUCACCUGGUGAAAAGCUAAGAGUGACAUGUGGGGACAGAUACUGGAUUUUGGACAGUCGUGGCCUCUCAGCUGAGACUACUUGCAAAAGGGACGGAGAGUGGACUUUCAGACCAGUGUGUCAAGAGGUUACAUGCAGCCGUCCUAGAGACACAUUUUUGUCGUACUGGGGUGCCGCCUUAUCUCAGCGAGACAAAAUGGGUGACAGUGUCAUAUAUGGAUGUAAAACCGGUUACAAGAGAACAGAUGUUGGCGUCUGGGCCACGUGCACCAGAGAGGGAUGGGAACCUAAUCCACUUUGUCAAGCUAAUGCUGAUAUCUGCAGCCCUCCACUCAAAGUUGAGAAUGCUGUUGUUACAACUCCUUAUCAGCAGGAGUACCCAUCUGGCUCUACAGUAACUUAUCAGUGCUUUGAUAAGUACACAAUGGAGGGAAAUGCUACAAUUGAAUGCACAGCCGGAGAAUGGGAGGAGCUCAACAUUAAGUGCAUACUUGCCCAGGGUUGUGAGAGGUCACCACAUAUUUCAGAUGGACAGAUCAUUGGAAGAGAAAUAUCACAAUACAACCAUAAUGAAACGGUUGAAUAUGUCUGUCACAGUGGCUACAUUAUGGAGGGUGAGCCAUUCAAAACAUGCAUCAAUGGUGAAUGGAUUGGAGAGAUGAGAUGCCGCCCUGUCCAGGGUUGUGGAAGACCACCAUAUCUUUCAGAUGGAGACACUAAAACCACUACUGGGAUCCGGUACCAGCAUAAUGACAGGGUUGAAUAUGUCUGUCAGGCAUACUACGUCAUGGAGGGGGGACCAUUCAAAACCUGUAUUGAUGGUGAAUGGACUGGAGAGAUUAGAUGCCUUCAACCCUGCACUGUGACUGAAGAGGAGCUGAACAGCCACAAUAUUCACUUCAAACAUCUAAAAAUGGAUAACCCUGCUAAGAUGUAUUCAGCACAUAAUGAUGUGAUUGAGUUUGUGUGUACCAGAGGAAGACGUGUCGGUGCUGUGGGAAUGCGUCAGAAGUGUGAACAUGGUGUGAUGGAGUUACCAACUUGUCAGUAAGGGUUUUUUGUUUUUUGUUUUUUUACUAGAUUAGAUAAAGAUGAGUACACCAAUGUGUCAGAAUGAAGAAUUAAAUCAGUCAAGUACUAGUGCUGUUUGUGGUCAUUUUAAUAAAAGCAUAUAUGCUGA
Molecule: messenger RNA, 1471 nt
Organism: Archocentrus centrarchus (flier cichlid)
Lineage: Eukaryota; Metazoa; Chordata; Actinopteri; Cichliformes; Cichlidae
Product: complement factor H-related protein 1-like
Exons: 7
Coding region: 152-1342 (396 amino acids)
Source: RefSeq, a predicted model, not a curated record